This is a messenger RNA of Protopolystoma xenopodis, 747 nucleotides long. Lineage: Eukaryota; Metazoa; Platyhelminthes; Monogenea; Polystomatidea; Polystomatidae. The record is from the annotation of a GenBank genome assembly.
AUGACACCUCGUCUUACAUCGGCCAACUUUUCACAUCAUCAACCGAGGGCCGAUAUUAGUCAUGAUAACAGCGCAAGUCACUGGUCAUGCGCAUCAAAUGGUCUUGGACGGCCAUCAGCUUCCUCCAGUCAUGGCAGGCCUUCUUUAUUUCUGCUUGAAGAUCAUGCUAAAAAUAUGACAAAACAACAGGGACCGCUGAGCAAUCACUGCUUCAGACUGAUGCACCAAGAUACGGGCGAGCAAUUAGGAUCAAAUCAUAGCGACUGCACCACUCAUUUAGGAUCUAAGCCAUCCCGACGGGAUUCAGAUGACCUUUCACCUGCCACCUCAGUUCUCCGUCAUACAUCCUCAUCAACUGUGAAUGAGGACUUCGCCCAUAUGAAUGGGGGUGGACGGCAUGAGGACUCGAGCGACGACGCAAGUAGUGAUGCUUUGAUCGAAGCCGGCUCAAGUGAUACUUUCGAAGAUGAAUCCAGCAAGAGUACUGUAAGAAUCUUCGAUUUGCCCAGGGUCAGGUCCACUUCAACACGUGGCAGAGCAAUAAUUCGGAAAAGAGAAAAUAGAAUUUGUGUUCCCCAAAAUUUUAGCCGACAUUCAAUGACAUCUUACAUGUCUCAAGAAAUCAGUCUUGAUCGGAAUAAAAGAAAUGGCUCACAGCGCAGGAAGUAUUAUUCGCCCAGUUCACAAUGCAAUCAUGUCGACCGGGAGGGAAUAUGGCAGAAGGAAGGUUGCUCUAAUCGCCGUAAA